CCAUUCAUUCUUCUUGCAUAGUGGUUGCCAUACACACCAAAAUUUCGAUACCACCACCACCACCACCCAUGGCUGGUGUUGAUUCCACCGCCAUCCUGGCUGCAAUCCAAUCCCUCCUCCGCCUCGUCAGGGAUGUGGCCCGUAACUCUGCUUCUGGGUUCGCCGGAGAAUUCAAGAAAGAUUGCACAGACCUCUCGAGAAGGGUGGCUUUGCUGUCGCAUUUGUUGGAGGAAAUUAGGGACUUUAAGGGAGAUUUCAGGUUGUUGGAUUCAUCGCCUUCUUCAUCAUCUUCUUCCUCUUGUUUAGCUGACAUAACGGUUGCUCUUCAAGCUGCCAAAAAGCUCCUUACAAUUGCAGCCAAUUUCGAUCAUAAGAUCUCCCUGGAUGGAGCAGCCCAGAAAAUUGCAUUUCAAUUCCAGUGCGUUACAUGGAAAUUGGAAAAAGCGUUGGCAAACUUGCCAUACGAUCAUUUCGACAUCUCGGAGGAAGUUCAAGAACAAGUUGAUUUAGUGAGAGGUCAGCUGCGAAGAGCAAGGGAACGAUAUGGGAGGCCCCUGAAGUCGGUUGUUCUUUCUCAUGGAUUACUGCAACCUUCAGAAAAGGAGCUUGAUCGCCGUGGAAGUUUGCAUGUAGAAAACACCAGUAACAUCAAUCAUCAAGAAGUUGAAACAAAGGUGGAAACUGCACCAAAAGAAAAUCUUUCUAAAGGGUAUUAUCAAAAUGAAGCGAUUGAUCAGCUGGAAAGCUCGAAAAAUUCAUCUGCAUCAUCUGAAACAUCUUUAUUGAGAACUGCUGAUGUUGAUGAUGGAGAUAACUCAUCGAACAAGAACGUAGAUGAAAAUAAGAAGAUGGAUGCUCCUGCAAUUCCUGUUGAUUUCCUUUGUCCGAUUUCUCUAGAACUGAUGAGGGAUCCGGUUAUAGUCUCCACAGGACAGACUUAUGAGAGAUCAUACAUACAGAGAUGGAUCGAUUGUGGGAACACAACAUGCCCAAAAACUCAACAGAAACUUCAAAACGUAACGCUAACUCCAAACUAUGUCUUGAGAAGUUUGAUCACGCAGUGGUGCAUUAAUCAUAACGUUGAGCAGCCAACGUCUCUAACAAACCGGAGACUGAAAAGGAGCGAUGGGUCGUUUCGUGACGUGAGUGAAGAUAUAGAAGCCAUUGAAGCAAUCGUGCGAAACCUGUCAAGCCGGUCCAUCGAAGAACGAAGGGCAGCCGUAUCAGAAAUACGAUCUUUAUCAAAAAGAAGCACAGACAACCGAAUACUCCUUGCUGAAGCAGGAGCAAUCCCGAUCCUGGUCAGUUUAUUAACAUCUGAAGAUAAUGUCACACAAGAAAAUGCGGUAACUUCCAUUCUGAACCUUUCUAUAUACGAAAACAACAAAGGGCUUAUAAUGCUGGCGAACGUGGUACCUUCAAUAGUCCAACUCCUCCGAGUUGGAAGCAUGGCCACAAGAGAAAACGCGGCUGCUACCCUUUUUAGCCUAUCGCUUGCAAAUGAGAAUAAAAUCAUCAUUGGUGCAUCUGGUGCAAUUCCAGCUUUGGUUAAUCUGCUUGAAAAUGGAAGCGUUAGAGGCAAGAAAGAUGCGGCCACAGCUUUGUUUAAUUUGUGCAUUUACCAACGGAACAAAGGGAGGGCGGUGAGGGCAGGGAUCAUUGGGGUGCUGCUUAAAAUGUUGAGUGAUUCGACUGGUUGUAUGGUUGAUGAGGCAUUGACCAUACUUUCGGUUCUUGCUAGCCAUCAAGAAGCUAAGAGUGCGAUAGUAAAAGCUAGCACGAUACCGCUUCUGAUUGAUUUAACGAGAACUGGGCUUCCAAGAAACAAAGAAAAUGCUACGUCCAUCUUGCUUUCGUUGUGCAAAAGGGAUAACGAGAAUCUGGCGUGCAUAAGUAGGCUUGGUGCGGUAAUUCCAUUGAUGGAACUUGUGAAAAAUGGGUCGGAGAGGGCUAAACGGAAGGCGAAAUCGUUGCUGGAGCAUCUUGGAACAAUCUAAAAAUGCCGAAGUAAGCAUGAAAUAACUUGCUAAUUUGUUUAUUCAUCUGAUUCUUGAUCAGGAGGAAAGAAGGUGCCUCUUGUGGUUUCUUUUGUAUUUGAAAAAUGGAUUUGAUACUGUUAUUGUUUGUUUGACAUGAUGAUAUUGUGGAUUGGGAAGAACUUGUGUGACACUUCUGAUUGCAAAUUG
Molecule: messenger RNA, 2186 nt
Organism: Cynara cardunculus var. scolymus (artichoke)
Lineage: Eukaryota; Viridiplantae; Streptophyta; Magnoliopsida; Asterales; Asteraceae
Product: U-box domain-containing protein 11-like
Exons: 4
Coding region: 69-1997 (642 amino acids)
Biological process (GO): protein ubiquitination
Cellular component (GO): nucleus; cytoplasm
Molecular function (GO): ubiquitin-protein transferase activity; protein binding
Source: RefSeq, a predicted model, not a curated record